AUGUCAGACGAUGGAGCAGAUCAAAGUAAUGAUAAUGAAAUUUAUGAUGCUGAGAUUCGCGAAAGAAAUAGUUUUGUGACCAGUAAUGAUGCUGAUUCGAUUGAGCACAUAAAAAUCGGAUGUGCCCAAGAUGUUUUAACCGAUGAAACUCAUACCAACAACAAAGAGGGAGGAUGCCUUGCGAGCGACUGUGCCCUUAUCGGUCCACCAAAGGAAAGACAAGUUCGGCAAGUUCGUCAGAUUGCCAACUUGUACCACCGAGUUAAGGAAAGACUUGCACGAAGUCGAUACUGGUCGACAAGACCGUUCGAUCUGUACUACGACCAAAAAGUCGAACCUUUUGCAAAAUCUCAAAAUCUGGACGCGACAUUGACAAGAAAGCAUGAUCGAAAUGUGGAUCAGUCUGAAAUACGUGAUUGUUGGGAAGAAGAGGCAACGAUUCUGAACAUAAACCAAGUUCAUACGCUUCCCAUAACUCCUGCAAAGCUCCGCCAUGCAACUGAAAAGGAUCCAAAGCUCUCACGAGUGUUGCUGUAUUCUAUAAAUGGUUGGCCUGCAAAGGAAGAAAUUACAAAUGAAUUGUUGCCAUUCCACAGGAGAAAAGAUGAAAUUACUGUGGAAGAAGGAAUGUUGCUGUGGGGAAUAAGAGUUAUUAUUCCCCAAAAGUAUAUUGCAGAAGUACUAGAUGAACUGCAUGAAAAUCAUCCUGGUAUGGUUCGAAUGAAAUCAUUAGCCAGAUUGCAUGUUUGGUUUCCGAAUAGUGAUGAAAGAAUUGAACAGAAAGUGAGAGAUUGUUCAAAUUGUCAGGAAGUAAGAAGUCCUGCGAAUAAAACGCCUGGAAAUCCAUGGAUAUGGCCUACUAAGCCGUGGCAAAGCAUUCAUAUGGACUAUGCUUGUCCAAUAAUGAAUGAAAACUUUCUGAUGAUGGUCGAUGCUCAUUCUAAAUGGCCUGAAGUGUUCAGAAUGCCUUCAACUACUUCUGAAAAGACUGUUGAUGCAUUGAGAUAUUUUUUUACGAAAUAUGGACUACCUGAAAUAUUGGUAAGCGACAAUGCUUCUAACCUGUCAUCGAGAGAGAUUCGAGAUUUUAUGAUACGAAAUGGAAUUAAGCAAAUCUUUUCAAGUACGUAUCAUCCGUACCCUAAUGGUGAGGCUGAAAGAAAUGUGCGUACCUUCAAGACCACACUGAAAACUUAA
Styela clava is the source of this 1197-nucleotide messenger RNA. NCBI's taxonomy places the organism in Eukaryota, Metazoa, Chordata, Ascidiacea, Stolidobranchia, Styelidae. The record is from RefSeq and is a predicted model, not a curated record.